This is a messenger RNA of Naegleria gruberi, 522 nucleotides long. RefSeq lists its product as uncharacterized. Gene Ontology annotation, biological process: cytokinin biosynthetic process. The transcript has 2 exons. The annotation marks the transcript as partial. Gene Ontology annotation, cellular component: cytosol. The record is from RefSeq and is a predicted model, not a curated record. Gene Ontology annotation, molecular function: hydrolase activity, hydrolyzing N-glycosyl compounds. NCBI's taxonomy places the organism in Eukaryota, Heterolobosea, Eutetramitea, Acrasida, Naegleriidae.
GUUGCAGUGUAUUGUGCAGCCUCUGAAAAUUUACCAGACGAAUACAAACAAGCCUCCACAGAGGUGGGAAAGCUCCUGGCUCGCUCCUCAAUUUCUCUCAAGUAUGGUGCAGGUAAUUGUGGGUUAAUGUUCCGAGUUGCUAAAGGAUGUAUGGAUGAGGGUGGUUAUGUUACUGGUAUCUUACCUCAAUUCAUGGUGGAUCGUAAUUGGCACGUUGAUAAGAAUUUCAUUUCCGAAUUGAUAAUUACCGAGUCAAUGCAUGAGAGAAAACAAUUAAUGAUUCAGAAUGUGUGUGCUUGUAUUGCUUUACCUGGAGGUGUUGGUACAUUGGAGGAAGUUUUGGAAUCAAUUACUUGGAAACAAUUGGGACUUUUUGAUGGUGAAAUUAUUAUUUUGAAUACCAAUCAAUAUUAUGCACAUUUGAUCAUGUUAUUGGAUAGGGCUGAACAGGAUGGAUUUGUUGGAAAGGGAGAUUCGAGAAAAUUGUUCAAAGUUGCCGAAACUCCAGAACAAGUCAUUGAA